ACAUCCAAGGUAAUUCUGAGUCACUGAUGGCGCCCACACUUUCCUCCUACAAGUCACAUUUGCCAAGAUAAACAAAAACACCUACUGGGAGUUCAAUGUUCAGUACAAAACGACCGGAUCCAUUGGAACUUGACUCAAUCCUCUCAGAAGAGUAAACCACACGCAAACUGUAUCUACUUCCUCCAGAAAUGGGUUGGACAUACUCUGUCAUUUGGUUUGUGUUUGUGUCUGUGUCUGUGUGUGAGUGCUGGUUGCUGCCCUACUCUGAUUCUGUAAUGUAUGGAGAGAUCCAGUCCCCCCUGUAUCCCCAGCCCUACCCAACCGGUCUGAAGAGUGAGUGGAACCUGUUUGGACCUGAAGGCUCCCAGAUCCAGCUGUCCAUAACACACCUGGACAUCAAACCUUCCGCUGGCUGCUCUCAGGACUCUCUUACAGUCGUCUAUGAUCAAAAGAUCCUGUGGACGUUUUGCGGCCAGGAAAAUUCCACUGAUCACCCAGGCAAAGAGCCGAUCCGUUCUCCUGGCAACAAACUGACUCUCAUAUUCCAGACAAGUAACUCCACCUCAGAAGUCCAACAGCAUAUCGGCUUCACUGCCACCUAUAAGUCAACAGUGAUUGACUGUGGAAAACCUGAACCUCUGCUGAAUGGAGGGAUGACCUACCUGUCUGAAUUCCAGAACCAGUACCGCUCUGUUGUUCAGUACCGCUGUAAUGAGCCGUUUUAUUCCCUCCCUGAGGAUGCAAACGCUGAAUUCACCUGCGGAGCAGAUGGAAAAUGGAAAUCCAGCCACGACAGUGUUGUCACUCCUACAUGCAUACCAGUUUGUGGCCAGCCAACACAACACCUCUCUGUGUAUCAGAGGAUCAUUGGAGGCAACGAUGCUCCAGACGAUACCCUUCCCUGGCAAGUGCUACUGAAAGAAAGUUACGCAAGUGGAGGAGGCAUGGUGAUCGCAGACCGCUGGAUUAUGACCGCAGCUCAUAUGUAUCAUUCACAAGCUACAAACCCAGCAUCAAACAACACUAUAAUUUAUAUGGGACAAACCGAUGUUCAGAGCUUGAUGGUUUCUCCUGUUUAUGCUGCCUCAGUCCACAUUCACCCUGAUUACAACAACCCCGUAACCUUCAACAACGACAUUGCCUUAAUCAAACUGCAAGACCCGAUCACAUUCAGCUCAUCAGUAAUGCCCAUAUGUUUACCAGCGCAGAAUGCCACAUAUGUCACUGGCACGAUGGGACUGGUGUCAGGCUUUGGCGUUACACAAGAGAAGGGCCGUUCACCAAAACAGUUGAAGUAUGUUCACCUCCCUGUGGUGGACCAGGAGACAUGCAGUGAUUCAUUUACUACGUCUCAGCAGAAACGGGGCGGAGGACAAAUCCUGACAGACAACAUGAUUUGUGCUGGACUUCCUGAAGGAGGGAAGGACUCCUGUGGUGGGGAUGGUGGAAGCGCCUAUGCCCUGAAGGACAAUGGACGGUUUUGGGCUGCAGGGAUUGUCAGCUGGGGGGCUCGCUGUGGACAGCAGGGAUCAUAUGGAGUCUACACCAGAGUCGCUAACUACCUGGACUGGAUCAUGAAGACCAUGCAGGAGAACUGAGAUUUUCAAGUAAUUCAUGAUGAGAAAACCACAACAUCUAAAAUGAAACAAAUGUUGUUCUAAUUAAAAAAAUAAUGAACAAAA
Hippoglossus stenolepis (Pacific halibut) is the source of this 1682-nucleotide messenger RNA. RefSeq names its product complement C1s subcomponent-like. The coding region runs from base 189 to 1598 and encodes 469 amino acids. Gene Ontology annotation, biological process: proteolysis. The record is from RefSeq and is a predicted model, not a curated record. NCBI's taxonomy places the organism in Eukaryota, Metazoa, Chordata, Actinopteri, Pleuronectiformes, Pleuronectidae. Gene Ontology annotation, molecular function: serine-type endopeptidase activity. The transcript is spliced from 8 exons.